AUGCCCCAUUUAAAGGUCAAGCAGCUUUUCAAGAAGCUCGAAGUCGCCAAUGAGCCCGGGUUGAGUAAUGGACAGUUGAUGCUAACGAAUAAUGACUUGCGGCCAGUCGACCCCGAACGACGUCAAUGGAAAUGGCUCAACUUUGUUGCAUUUUGGGUGGCAGAUUCAUUAAACAUUAAUACAUGGAUGAUUUCAUCGUCGAUGAUCCAAGAUGGCUUGUCCUGGUGGCAGUCGUGGAUAUGUGUCUGGGUGGGAUACUUCAUUGCGGCCUGUUUCGUAUAUCUUACAGGUCGGAUUGGAGCUGUAUACCAUAUCUCGUUUCCCGUCACGGCUCGAGCGUCCUUUGGAAUCUGGGGUUCGUUCUGGCCGGUUCUUAACAGAGUGGUCAUGGCUGUGAUCUGGUUUGGUGUGCAAUCAUACAUUGGAGGCGAAUGCGUGACAUUAAUGAUCAGAUCCAUCUGGCCCAGCUACGCAACCCUGCGCAACACCCUCCCAUCGAGCGCCGGCGUCGACACAAUGAAUUUUGUCAGCUUUUUCCUCUUCUGGCUCUGUUCUCUCCCCGCCCUCUGGUUCCCGAUCCACAAGAUUCGCCAUCUGUUCACCAUUAAAGCGUACUACUCGCCUGCUGCAGCCCUCGCCUUCUUUGCCUGGGCUAUUGCCCGUGCCAAGGGCCUUGGGCCAAUCGUGCACCAACCAAACACCGUUCAUGGGAGUACGCUAGCUUGGGCGGUUGUGAAAGCAUUGAUGAGCUGCUUGGGAAACUUUGCAGCCUUGAUCAUGAACAACCCUGAUUUCUCGAGAUUCGCGCGGAAACCGAGAGAUGCUCUGUGGUCGCAGCUGCUUACCAUUCCCUUGGGUUUUGCUGUCACCUCGUUCAUUGGAAUUAUCGUUUCGUCAUCCGCUUCGGUCAUUUUCGGUCAGUUGGUUUGGAAUCCACUCGACCUGUUGGGAAUGUUCUUGGAUGGUGCUAGCUCUGCGGAGCGAUUUGGGAUCUUUGUUAUUUCGACAGGGUUUGCUCUCGCUCAGUUGGGAACCAACAUCGCUGCGAACUCGGUGUCCGCUGGUACGGACAUGACUGCUUUGCUCCCGCGCUAUCUCACGAUCAGACGUGGUGCGUAUAUCUGCGCAGCGGUUGGUCUGGCAAUGUGUCCGUGGAACCUUCUCUCUUCAUCAAACCAAUUUACCACCUACCUCUCCGCCUACUCCAUCUUCCUCUCCUCCAUUGCAGGCGUAAUGCUCUGCGACUACUACAUCAUCCGGCGCGGCUACCUCAACAUUCACGACCUCUACUCCGCUGAAAAAAGCGGAACAUACUACCACUUCUUCGGCUUCUCAUGGCAUGCCUAUGCCUCCUACAUUGCCGGAAUCCUCAUCAACAUUGUCGGUUUCGCGGGAGAAGUUGGCCGCGAUGUACCGAUCGGCGCACAAUAUAUAUACAACGUGAAUUAUUUCUCCGGAUUCAUUGUCUCGGGCACUGUGUACUUUAUCUUGACGAAAAUUGUCCCCAUUCCGGGGAAGAGUGAGAAGUGGCGUGAGGUGGAUAUUGACGAGGAAGUUACUUGGGGAUGGGAUGUUGUGGGUGAUGAUGUUGAGAAGAGGACUUCGUUGGAGUCUGGACAGAAGAGUCCCAAGAUUGACUCUAAAGCAUUACCAUAG
Molecule: messenger RNA, 1656 nt
Organism: Aspergillus chevalieri
Lineage: Eukaryota; Fungi; Ascomycota; Eurotiomycetes; Eurotiales; Aspergillaceae
Product: nucleobase cation symporter-1 family protein
Exons: 5
Coding region: 1-1656 (551 amino acids)
Biological process (GO): nucleobase transport; transmembrane transport
Cellular component (GO): plasma membrane
Molecular function (GO): nucleobase transmembrane transporter activity
Source: RefSeq, a predicted model, not a curated record